AUGCCUUCAAAGAAAAUCAUUAAGAAGAGAGUUGCUCCUCCGCCACCAUUGGCUAAGAAAUCGGAGGCACCGAAAAAAGAACAAAAUCCUCUAUUCGAGAAGCGACCACGCAAUUUUUCAAUAGGACAAGACAUUCAACCAAAACGAGAUCUGACUAGAUUUGUGCGAUGGCCCAAGUAUGUUCGUUUGCAACGUCAAAAGGCUGUUUUGAUGAAACGUUUAAAAAUUCCACCACCAAUUAAUCAAUUUCGUACAACGCUUGACAAACAGACAGCGACGCAACUAUUCCGUUUGCUGGACAAAUAUCGUCCAGAAACAAAGCAUCAGAAGAAGGAACGAUUAAAGGCGCGUGCGGAAGCUCGGGUAGCAGGCAAAACUGAAGAAGUAACAAAGCGUCCACCGGUGGUUCGUUCAGGUGUAAACCAUGUCACGAAACUUGUAGAACAAAAAAAGGCACAACUGGUUGCUAUUGCGCAUGAUGUUGAACCUAUUGAAAUUGUUCUUUUCCUUCCGGCACUUUGUCGUAAAUUUAAAGUG
Acanthocheilonema viteae is the source of this 537-nucleotide messenger RNA. NCBI's taxonomy places the organism in Eukaryota, Metazoa, Nematoda, Chromadorea, Rhabditida, Onchocercidae. The record is from the annotation of a GenBank genome assembly.